GUGUUGACGAUUGGGGCUUUUACGCGCUCUCUGUGCCGGGACGUAUCGCUCGUGUCCAACGCAUGGCUUGCUGUCGCUAGGUUGCCAUGGCAACAGUAUCUCCCAACGACGCGGCAGAACACUGUCGAGCGAGGAAGAGGAGAGUAGAGGGGAAAGCGAGGAAGAACUUCUCCUGUCAGUUGUGCGAGAAGGCCUUCAACAGCUUGGAGAAGCUGAAGGUACACUCGUACUCCCACACGGGGGAAAGGCCGUAUCGCUGCACACACACCGACUGCACCAAGGCCUUCGUCUCCAAGUAUAAACUCCUACGGCACACGGCCACACACUCGCCAGAAAAGACCCACAAGUGCAGCUACUGCGAGAAGAUGUUCCACCGCAAAGACCACCUGAAGAACCACCUCCACACACACGACCCCAACAAGGAGGCUUUCAGCUGCACCGAAUGCGGCAAGAGCUACAACACCAAACUUGGCUUUCGAAGGCACCAAGCCCUUCACGCUGCUCACCGUGGAGACCUCACCUGCCAGGUGUGUCUGCAGUCGUACCCGAGCACUCCCCUGCUGCUGGAACACCUGCGCGGGCAUGCUGGGAAAAGCGCUACGGCGACUAAAGAGAAGCGACAUCAGUGCGAUCAAUGCGAACGGCGCUUUUACACCCGUAAGGACGUGCGACGCCACCUGGUGGUGCAUACGGGACGCAAGGACUUUCUGUGCCAGUAUUGCGCUCAGCGAUUCGGCCGUAAGGACCAUCUUACCCGCCAUGUUAAGAAAAGCCACGCUCAUGAGCUGCUAAGGGUGAAGGCGGAGCCUGUCGAUUUAAUGGAGUCUCAAUCCUCACCAGCAUCCGGGCCACUCGCGCUAAGAUAUCCACUUGGUCAUGCUUCUUACUCGCCAACUCCGCCGCUAAGGGCGGAGCUCGAAAGCUAUCUCCUCGAGCUACAGGCUGAAGAUACACCCAAGCUGAGCGCUUCCGCCACGGUGACUGGAGAGACGACGUCGUCCCUGGACUUUCUGUCCCCACUGUUCAAUUUCCUGCCUUACAGCCAGGGGGCGGGGCCUACUUUGGGAGUGGCUUACAACCAAGAGGAGGGGCUUCUGUCCACGCCCAUCCAAGACACACCGGAGCCUCUUAGCCUUCUUCACACAAUCUCACACUCGCAAAGCAAUGCACUCGCUCCCAGUUACACACACCCACCGUCUCUGAAUACAACCACCACCCUGCCUCGCUUCCACCAAGCCUUCCAGUAGCCCAAAUGCAUUCACAAACAAACAAAGUGCACUUUUUUUCAUCAACUUAGCUCUUAAUCAAGUUCGAACAAGCACACAGCGCAUUUUAAAGGAAAGUAGAGAUGCUGCGAUAUGAACAUUUUGGCCGAUACUGAUAACUCGUUAUAUUUGAUAACCGAUAUAUCGGCCGAUAAAUCGAAAUCAUUUUUGAGAACACGAUAACAACGUCCCAAACAAACAAUUAUAAUGUUCUCAUAAAAACGUUAUGUAGCCGAUAUGACGCACAUGUUGCGCGUAACUAUAUUUUCCUUUUUUGAAGUGAGUCCAGUCAUACUUCAAGCAAUUCAAAACCAUCAUGUUGAACAGUGAAGCGUCUCGGCUGACGGAAAUAAUUCCAUUAUUUAACAUAUCCGGCUUUAACAUAUCGGUCAUAUUUUCUUAUUAGGCCGUUAACGAUAGCAUAAAAAUCGUCUGAUACCGAAAUGGUGGCCGAUAUAUCGUGCAUUCCUAAAGGAAAGUCUUGAGGACAGUCUGCUCAUUCGAGAGAUUACGAUAUUACUCGUUUUAUGUUCUAGAGGAGUUUACUGUAACUGAAUGUUAAGAAGCAGAGCUCAGAUUGCAGUGACGUUUAGCUCUCAAAAUGGCGACUUAGACAGUGCAUAGUUUUAAAUAAUCCUCUCAUUAUUAACACUAGCGCUGUCGAAGUUCCAUCAAAGCUAAAAGAUCAUUGAUCGAAUGUUGUUUCCAUCUCUUUGUUCGUUGUGUGGCUCAUGAACUGUUGGGUACUGAUCUACCAGCGUUUUAGUGACCAUGUCACAACUAUUUACAGCCAAAGGCAACCAAAACCUUCAUAGCUAUAGAGAGGAAGGCUCAUCUCGUUAUGUUUUUUUGUUUUUUGAUGGCUGUUUGCCUUCAUGCUGCUGCUCGUUGUAAGGGCCUCAAAGGACACCAGCGCAGGAAUGCUUCACAAUUCACACCAACAAAGGGAAAGAAGGACGAAGAAACACACACACACACACACACUCUUACUUUAUUCAACCUCAUCCACCCGAAUGCUGGCUGUUGCACUGAUCAAGGCUAACGAUGAACCAGUUUUUGCUGUCUCGGCUUAUAAAACUCCAAAAUACAAUCUGUGACAUCACCUUGACUUCUCUCUGAACAUAAGCUGAAGAUUUAGUCUCUAAAUCAAAUGAAGGUUUUCCGCAUUGACUGCGAUUUUGCAAAAGUCAUCCGUUUUCAGUGAGAGCUGGCGAUUCGAGGCGACACGAGGGACUCGACUUUAUGCAAACGGCCAGUGACGCAAUGUGUCGGCUACUCACGGGAGUCCGCGCAGAUAUGAUGUGAUCGGUCACAUGAUCUGUCCCAGAAUGCAGCAGUUGAGUAGGAAUGCCUCAGUAUGAGUGGUUGAGAUUCACUACUCUAGAGACCAGUGUUGGGGCUAAAGCUAAUCAUCAGAUUACUUUUUUAAAGUAACAAGUAGCGCAUUACUUUUGCAUGUAAAACUCUCUCGGCCCUAUCAUACGACAGGCGCGACGCGAGACUUUUUUGCUUCGUUUAAGCCCAAGGCACUUUUCAUUUUCACGUCCAGCGUCACGUUGUUUAAAUAGCAAAUGCAUUUUGAGGAACUGAAAUAGAACUGAAAUUGCUCUAAAGUCAAAGGCACAAUAUUUUUUUUUGUUAUUUAAAGGAGUAGUUCACUUUAAAAAAAAACUUUU
Pimephales promelas (fathead minnow) is the source of this 2941-nucleotide messenger RNA. RefSeq names its product pleiomorphic adenoma gene 1 (gene plag1). The record is from RefSeq and is a predicted model, not a curated record. Gene Ontology annotation, molecular function: DNA-binding transcription repressor activity, RNA polymerase II-specific; RNA polymerase II cis-regulatory region sequence-specific DNA binding; DNA-binding transcription activator activity, RNA polymerase II-specific. Gene Ontology annotation, biological process: regulation of cytokine production; regulation of immune system process; negative regulation of transcription by RNA polymerase II. Gene Ontology annotation, cellular component: nucleoplasm. NCBI's taxonomy places the organism in Eukaryota, Metazoa, Chordata, Actinopteri, Cypriniformes, Leuciscidae.